Messenger RNA from Penicillium taxi, 1728 nucleotides. Its product is annotated as asparagine--tRNA ligase DED81. Gene Ontology annotation, molecular function: ATP binding; nucleic acid binding; asparagine-tRNA ligase activity. Gene Ontology annotation, biological process: asparaginyl-tRNA aminoacylation. NCBI's taxonomy places the organism in Eukaryota, Fungi, Ascomycota, Eurotiomycetes, Eurotiales, Aspergillaceae. The record is from RefSeq and is a predicted model, not a curated record. The transcript has 2 exons. The coding region runs from base 1 to 1728 and encodes 575 amino acids. Gene Ontology annotation, cellular component: cytoplasm.
AUGGCAACCUCCAUCUACAUUGAUGAGGAUGUCGGCCUUGACGGCGCCGCCGCCGCUGGCACCGAAACUGCCCCAUACAAGACUCUCUUGCACGCCUUCAUCCAGCACCCUCCCACCAAGGACAUCCAAUACCUCACCCGCAAGUCUCAGACUGAUGCUGCUGGUGAGGAUGUGGACCCAGCUGCCAAACUGGAAUGGAAACCCGCCACCAAGUCCGCCACAAAGAAGGCCACCAAUUUGUAUGAACAGCACAAGAAGAAGGCCGCAAAGGAGCAGGAUCUCGCCAUCCGUGAGAAGGCAGACUUUGACAGACGCCAGAAGUUCCUGGAAGAAGCCAAGAAGGUCAUCAUUAAGGAGGAUGCUUCUCUGCCCAAGCCCGUGCGCAUUCGCCUGGAUGUCACCGACCCCGCCAUCGUCAAGCUGCGCACACCCGAAUCCGAUGAACCAGGCACCCGAGUCCGUGUGUUGGGUCGCGUCCACCGCAUGCGCGCGCAAAAGGGGGUUGUUUUCAUCACCAUGGCCGACGGCUACGGCUAUCUGCAGUGCAUCUUGACAGGCGACAUGGUCAAGACUUACGAUAUCAUGACUCUUACUCUGGAGACUUCCCUCUCCAUUCACGGUGAGAUGCGCGCCGUUCCCGAGGGUGCCCACGCUCCCAACAACCGCGAGCUUCACGCCGACUUCUUCACCGUCAUCGGCCGUGCUGCCGGUGACAAGGAGGCCAUUACCACCCGCGUGGCAAAGGACGCUGACCCUCAAACUCUCCUCGAUAACCGUCACCUCGUACUGCGCGGUGAGACCUCCUCAAAAGUGAUAAAGGUGCGUGCCGCCACUCUACGUGCCUUCCGCAAGUCUUACGAGGAGAACCGCAUGCUGGAGGUGACCCCGCCCGCCAUGGUGCAGACCCAGGUCGAGGGAGGCAGCACCCUCUUCGGCUUCGACUACUACGGCGAAAAGGCCUACUUGACUCAGUCGUCCCAGCUCUAUCUGGAGACUUGUCUCCCAUCGAUGGGUGACGUGUUCUGCGUGUGCCCAUCGUUCCGUGCCGAGAAGUCGCUCACCCGCCGCCACUUGUCCGAGUACACUCACAUCGAGGCCGAGCUGGACUUUAUCGCCUUCGACGAUCUGCUUGAUCACCUCGAGAACAUGAUCUGUCGCGUUAUCGACCUCGUUCUGGCCGAGCCCGAGAUUGCUGAGUACAUCAAGUCGCUCAACCCCAACUUUAAGAUCCCCACGCGUCCUUUCCGUCGCAUGAAGUACUCCGAUGCCGUAACAUGGCUGGUGGAGCACCAGAUCCCCAACGAGGAGGGUGAGCCUCACAAGUUUGGUGAUGAUAUCGCCGAAGCUGCCGAGCGCAAGAUGACCGACAUCAUCAACGAACCCAUCUUCCUUACCCACUUCCCCGCCGAGAUCAAGGCAUUCUACAUGAAGAAGGACCCUGAGGACCGCCGUGUCACUGAGAGUGUUGAUGUGCUCAUGCCAGGCGUUGGUGAGAUUGUUGGCGGUAGUAUGAGAAUGGAUGACUGGGAGGAGUUGAUGGCUGCCUACAAGCACGAGGGCAUGGACCCCAAGCCCUACUACUGGUACACUGACCAGCGCAAGUACGGUACCUCCCCUCACGGAGGCUACGGAUUUGGUUUGGAGCGUUUCCUGGCCUGGCUGUGUGAGCGUCACACUGUCCGAGAGUGCACACUGUACCCUCGCUUCACCGGCCGAUGCACUCCGUAA